Molecule: messenger RNA, 546 nt
Organism: Pollicipes pollicipes
Lineage: Eukaryota; Metazoa; Arthropoda; Thecostraca; Pollicipedomorpha; Pollicipedidae
Product: enhancer of split mgamma protein
Exons: 3
Biological process (GO): regulation of DNA-templated transcription
Molecular function (GO): protein dimerization activity; DNA binding
Source: RefSeq, a predicted model, not a curated record
CGGCGGGCGGCGGGCGGCACCUCCUCAGUGGCAUGUGGCUUGUGCUGAGGGCGAGUACGCUCCUGGAUCGACGCCAUGGAUCUGAACCCGCUGAGCCCGACAACGUCCAAGUGCGGCCCGGGUGGCGGCUAUGUGCCCCCGUCGCGCACGCACGAGUACAAGAAGCUGAUGAAGCCGCUGAUGGAGCGCAAGCGGCGGGCGCGUAUGAACCUCUGCAUCGAGGAGAUCCGGGACCUGAUAUCGGGUCAGCUGGGCGGUCCCGGGCCGCGCGCACCCCGCGACGAUGACCUCGUGUCACGCAUGGACAAGGCGGAGGUGCUGGAGCUGGCUGUCAAGCACAUCCACAAACAGCUGAUGUCCAGUCGCCGCCCGGACCCGUACACUGAGGUCAAGAUGUUCCACCAGGGCUACAUGUCAGCCCGGGCCAUCGUCAACGACUACCUGCAGACGCACCAGGAGAUGGACGGGGCCGUGCUUCACCGGCUCAACUCACACCUGGACCGACUUGUGUCCGUGCCGGCGGCCGCCCCACUGGCGGCGCCCCUG